AUGGCUCGAUAUCUUCGAACCCUCGCAGGUCUCUCGCUCGCGUCUACUGCCCUGUCUUCACCGUUUGGAGCGCAGCUUUAUCCUCGUCAGAAUGCGUCGAGCCCUUGUGCACAAGUGAGCGCGUCUGUCGCUACACAAACCGCUGCUGUCCCCACAGUCCCUGCGCAGCUGGCGUACGAGUGCAUCACUUCAGUUCCAUUCAAUCAGAGCGCAGCUUUGGCACUUGUCGACGGCGUUGUCCCGUACUUCCGAUGGCAGAGUACUACAGUCUUCCUCAAGGACCCGCCGGAGGAAUAUGUUGAGAAGAUUCAAGGCCCCGUCGACAUCUGGGGCGGGCUGGAAAAGAUCAGAGAAAAGGUCACAAGUGGAGCAUACGAGAACGAGUUCGAGAGCACACACGAUGGACAUUUCGUGUAUGUUCCCGACGUCGUGGGCACGGUUUUCAACUACGCGCGUCCGGUUCCCCUUGUAUCCGCCUCGUCGGAUGGCGUAGAGCUUCCGAAAGCCUACGUAUAUUCGGAUGUUCUGGCGGAGUCGUUCGGUAACGCUUCGUUCAGCGCCUCUGCGAUUGCCAAGAUCGAUGGUGUAGAUGCGCAGGAGUUUUUGGAGAACUGGGCUCAGUACGGUUCACUUCAGGAUCGGGAUGCUCUUUACAACAACGUGUUCUACGAACUGGCCACUGUUUCAUUGGGUCCUGUAGGAUCGGGCAUUGGCACAUUCGCUGGAAGCGGAAGAGGACGAUGGAUCUACCCCAAUGCUACCACCGAGCUCGAGUUCGAGAACGGCACGACUCACACUUAUGACAACUACGCAAAGGUCUUGAUUCCAUUCGACGGCAUCACAGAUGGAGAGAGCCUGUACCAGCUGUGGUUCACUGGUAACCAGCCAACUGCGACUGAGGAUCCUGUGCCUUCAAACUCUACAACACCUACACCCUCUUCGUCUGCUGCGGCUUCUGCCACUCCCACGGCUACAACUACAUCGAUUCCUGCUCCUGGCUACCCGCCACCAGUCGUUCGUGAAGAGCACAACCUCAUUGGAGGUUACUUCCUCGAAGACGAAUACUCCGAUGUUGCCGUCCUCUCCGUUCCGUCUUUCGUUGGCAUCGACGCGCAGGCUGAGUUCCAGCAGACUGCCGAGACAUUCCUUGCUGCUGCGAAAGCCGCAGGCAAGAAGAAGCUAGUCGUCGACGUUCAGGCCAACGGCGGUGGUACGAUUUUGUUAGGCUACGACCUGUACAAAUUGCUGUUCCCCACUAAAGUUGACCACGCCGCGGAUGACAGGUUCCGAGCAUUUGAAUCUACCGACAUCCUGGGCCAGAAGUUCUCUGAAGUCGCCGAGGGCCUGCCACGUGUACUUGUUACCGAAGAGCAGAACGAGACAUUGUACGAACUGGAGAGCGACGUUGUUUCUUCGGUGUUCAACUACCAGACUGAUGUCGACGUCAACGGAAACAACUUCCCCAGUUGGGAUGCCAAGUUUGGCCCUGGUCUCCAUCAGAAGGGCGAUAACUUCACAAACCUCUUCCGCUGGAACCUCUCGGAUGUUCUCACGCCGCUCAACUCGGGCGGUGUCUUCGUUCAUGGCUACGGACCGCUGAGCAACUACACCACACAACCAUUUGCCGCUGAAGACAUUAUCGUCGUUACAGAUGGCUACUGCGCAUCGACAUGCACCAUCUUCUCGGAACUGAUGCGCCAGCGCGGUGGUGUCAAGUACAUCUCCCUUGGCGGCCGUCCCCGCGAAGGCAUCACGCAAGCCGUAGGUGGUGUCAAGGGCACAAACGACUUGCCAUGGACAUACAUCCAGGCCCUGGCUCAAUACACAAUCGAGAACCUGGCAUCUUCUCCCGAGGAGGCUGCAUACCUCAACACUACAGAGCUCAACGAAUACUGGAGCAACGUCAUCAAUGACCGCGUAGCCAUCGGCAGCUCAUACAACGUCAACUUCCGCGACGGCAUCCGCGAGGGCGACGAGACAAACACCCCGCUGCAGUUCGUGUACGAGGCUUCUGACUGCAGGAUCCUGUACACCAAGGAGAUGACGGUCGAUGUUACGGCAAUCUGGAAGGCUGCUGCUGAUUCAACAUGGGGUGGUAAGAACCACUGCAUCGCUGGAGAACUGGGCGGGUACAAGAAGAUGGCCAAGAGGGAGUUGACGGUCCAGGACAAGGUGCUGAGCAGGCGGAUGCACCAGUGGAGGAGGACGUUGAGAGCGGAGGAUUACCCGCUAGAUGUCUUUACGGACAUGAGCACGUCGAACUUCAUGCCCGAUGGGUUCAUGUGGCCGUGAGCUAUUUCGUCGAUGGAGAUGUUGUUAGCUUGCUGGCAGUUGCCCUGUAGAUAUGCCGUUUAUGAAAUUACGUUCC
Molecule: messenger RNA, 2368 nt
Organism: Dothidotthia symphoricarpi CBS 119687
Lineage: Eukaryota; Fungi; Ascomycota; Dothideomycetes; Pleosporales; Dothidotthiaceae
Exons: 3
Coding region: 1-2292 (763 amino acids)
Biological process (GO): proteolysis
Molecular function (GO): serine-type peptidase activity
Source: RefSeq, a predicted model, not a curated record